This is a messenger RNA of Guyanagaster necrorhizus, 1674 nucleotides long. RefSeq lists its product as uncharacterized. The transcript is spliced from 4 exons. NCBI's taxonomy places the organism in Eukaryota, Fungi, Basidiomycota, Agaricomycetes, Agaricales, Physalacriaceae. Gene Ontology annotation, biological process: DNA-templated transcription initiation; transcription elongation by RNA polymerase I. Bases 142 to 1212 code for a protein of 356 amino acids. The record is from RefSeq and is a predicted model, not a curated record. Gene Ontology annotation, cellular component: RNA polymerase I complex.
CAAGAAAUGCUUUGCCUAGGAUUCGUGUUGACGUCAAGAGAAUUUGUAUGAUAGCUCUAGGAGAAGACUGUAAAGAAUAAGCGGUAUAGAGAGGAGCAGAGGAUAAAACUAUACCAUGGACCGACAGCAGAAGAAAAGCUGAUGAUCGCAGUGGACGGACUCGGAGAAGCGACAAAAUUUAGUGCUGAUCGUCCACGUGAGCGAGCAAAGAUUUUUCUCCCUCACUCACCCAUGUCGUCUUCAACCAUUUCUCAGAAAAAACGGAAGAAUACCUCGCCAGCGCCAGGCGGAUUACCCGUAAAGAAGACAAAACGCGACAAUGACUACGCAAACAAGAAGACCAAAGAUAAGAAGGGAAAAGGACGCGAAUCAGAUUUUCAUGUCGUCCAAGCAUCUCUAGUCCUGUCAAUACCUCCCAAAUUUGCUGAUAACCCCAAAUCUGGUGUAAAUGAGAUGCUUGAUUCAAUGGUAAUGAGAUAUAUACCAGGUCUUCAAGGGGUUGUACUGUCUCAUUCCAGCUUGACAUUCCUCGAUGACAUGGCUUCCAUUAAAGCCGAUUGUCCGUUUCUUGUCUGUCGAGUUGCAUUUGACGCGACUGUCUGGAGUCCUCAUGUAGGAAUGCGGCUCGAAGGUCGAAUAAAUCUCUGUUCCCCGGAUCACAUAUCACUGCUAGUACAUCGCACGUUCAACGUAUCUGUACCUCGUCAUCAUAUACCUUCCGAGGACUGGGAGUUUGAAUAUGGUCCCGCAGAGAAUGAUCCUCAAUUUGGACCUGAUGCUGUGGAGAAGGAUGCCACGUCGCCUACCGCAGAGAAGUCUGCUGGAGAAGGCGGAAGAUGGACACACAAACUGACGGGCGAUCUUAUUGGCGGCAAGUCCGGGCACCUGGAAUUUACAGUCAUCGGGCUUACUGUUGCGAAUGAAAUGCUGUCGGUCGUUGGAUCCAUACAGCCAGACCCCUUCUCACUAGCUCAUGUUGCAACAUCGUCACACACUCAAGCACCUGAGGAGUCAGAGGGUGAAGGCGAAGGUAUUACCUUGGUCGAAGAUGACAACGCCAGUAGUGUAGAUGAGGAUGAUACAUUCGCGGCGCUUGGGAGGGAAGCGGAAAAAGCUCAGAAGAAGGCGAAGGAGGAGAAAAAUCAGAAACGAAAGUUGAAGGCAACUACAACUGAGCCUAAAGGUAAAAAAAAGCAGAAGAAGAGUUCAUGAGGUUUCUUCCUGUAUUACUCGACUGAGACUCUACUCGAUUUCAUUGCCACAGCAAUGUAACCGCCAUAGCAAUACAUGCAAGCGAAACAUACGGAGACAGGCGUUCUCCUAUGUAGAAUGAAGAAUCCUGACAUUUUGAAUGAUAGUAAGUGCACACACCUAUUCGUGCAGACAUGAAGAAAAUUCCGAGAAAGCUAAACGAUCGUUAAUGACAAACUCUGUCAGAGGUAAUGGGAAUCGCUCACCCCUGCUUAUUCCUAUCCACAAGCCUUGGUGCAAUGGCCCGAACGUAUGUACAUGUGCAGAUCAAUAGAAGGAUGACAAGGAGCAAUGAUUGAAAGUUGAAAAGGGCAGACUUGAAGCAGUUUGUGAAUAAGAGAUCUUCAAGGCAUGUAAAGGAACAUAUUCACCAUUUCUCGUUUUUACUUUUCUUUGGCAGAAUUUGCCUUCUUAGAAGUUGAG